AUGGAUCACAAAUCAAAAUGCGUUAUUGCUACAAAGAUUUUAAUUUGUGCAGCAAUAUUUCACUUUUUAUGUUCGGGAUUAAACUUGAAUCUCAACAGCAGAACUAGAAAUGUUGCUAUAAAUGAUGUUUUAUUUGAUGAGGUUCAACGUUUACGUGAUACUUUAUCGAUAGCUAACCAUACAAUAGCCAAUGGCGCUCUUCGUAUAAAACAAUUAACGAAAGCAUUGAAUUCAUUAAAGUCAUCAAAAUCCUUGAAGUGUGAAAAGAGAAUUGAUGUUAUUAAAGAAAACAGCUUAUUUCCUAAAAUUGUGCCAAUUCCAAUGGCUUUUUCUUAUUCUGUUAAUCGCGUUCCAUCUGUUCAUAAUAGUUGGUGGACUGGACCAUUUAAAUCUGGUUGGGGAAAUUCGGUAUUUGGCGCCUUUAAGAAAUUUUUAACUUCGAAUACGGUACAUAUUGAUUUUGGUGCUUGGAUUGGUCCAACUGUAUUAUUUGCUGCUAAUAUUGCAAAACGUGUGAUUGCAUUUGAAUGUGAUCCAUAUGCCGAAGCUGAAUUAACAGCAAAUAUACGUGUUAACCCUCAUUUAUCACAUAAAAUAAGUGUGAGUUCGUUAUGUAUAAGUAAUCAUAUUCAUUCAACUGAAAUGACUGGUCGUGGUGGAUCACGUUCAAUAAUAAGUACAGUUGGUAAAGAAACGUUUGAUCCAAUUGCAAAUAUUAGUAAAACAAAAUGGAAAGUUAAUUGUGUGCCAUUGAUUAAAAUAUUAAAGGAACAAAAACUAUUAGAUGGUAGUAGUGAUUUAUUUAUUAAAAUAGAUACCGAGGGUGCUGAAUCAAUAAUAUUACCAAGUUUUCAUGAAUGGUUAUCGAAACUAGAUUCGAAAAUCAAGCCAACUAUUCUUGUUUCUAUGCAUUCAAAAUUCUCUAAUUUAAAACAAAAACCUGCGGCAAUUAGAGGAAUUUUAAAAACGUUUUCAGUUUUCAAAUAUGCAACACCUUGGGGACACCCGCUGAAAAGAUCAGGCUCGUCGUGGAAUGAAUCAUAUUUAGUUUCAGCUUGUGGCGGAUGUGACAUUCUUCUAACCGAUAAAGAAUAUUAA
Molecule: messenger RNA, 1098 nt
Organism: Didymodactylos carnosus
Lineage: Eukaryota; Metazoa; Rotifera; Eurotatoria; Philodinida; Philodinidae
Source: the annotation of a GenBank genome assembly